Messenger RNA from Klebsormidium nitens, 2241 nucleotides. The record is from the annotation of a GenBank genome assembly. Lineage: Eukaryota; Viridiplantae; Streptophyta; Klebsormidiophyceae; Klebsormidiales; Klebsormidiaceae.
UGACACCUGCUGUGCUGUUCCAGCUUCAGAGGGAAGAGAAAUGCAGAACUUCUCAGCAAGGAGGCCCGUAUGAUCAAGGUCGGCACUCUCGUCACAAGAGCCUGGUAGGACUGGUACGAGCUGCACGCAUUUAAAGAAGGGAAUACCCAUUUGAUGCAGGCAUAAAUACGGGAGGAGGGUUUUAGGAUCAAGGCGGGGUCAGGGUGGUAGAUUACUGUGGUAGGUACAGGGGUUUGCUGACGGAAAAACGCGGUGGGGGAACUUUUCAAGCAACUUGGUCGACCGCCUAACAAUCAGGCACAAUGUUUUGCUCAAUAUCCGGGGUGACUCCUCAAGAGCCGGUGGUCUCAACAAAGUCGGGGGCGCUGUUUGAGAAGCGAUUGAUACUCAAGCACAUCAAGGAUAUCGGCGUGGAUCCGGUUAGUCAAGACCCCCUUACGGAAGAUGACCUUCUCGAGAUCAAGAGUAACAAGGCCGUCAAGCCGCGGCUUGCGUCGGGUGCCAGCAUUCCGGGCAUGCUGGCCACUUUUCAGAACGAAUGGGAUGCGUUUGUGCUGAGCACCUACUCUCUCGAGCAACAGCUGCACACGGCGCGACAAGAGCUGAGCUAUUCCUUGUACCAGCACGACGCCGCAACCCGUGUCAUUGCCCGCUUGAAAAAAGAGCGCGACGAGGCGCGUGCUCUCUUGGCGGAGACGGAGGCCAGGGCCGCUGCAGCUCCGGCUGAGGUGGCGCCACAUCGGCCAGACGUGGCCAACGGUAAAAGGGCUCCUGAGGAGCAUGCGGAGGCGGCGCCCACGAAAAAGGCGAAGGCCGGCAUUACGCAGGAGAUUGUUGCCGAGAUGACUGCGUGCAACGUGGAGCUCUCGCAGAGCAGGAAGAAGCGACAAAUUCCGGCCACUCUUGCGAGCGCAGACGCGCUCGAGCGAUACACCCAGCUGUCAAGCCACCCCCUUCAUAAAACCGCGAAGCCAGGCAUCAUUGCGUGCGACAUCAAUUCUGACAAGGAUUGGAUUUUGACGGGCGGUGUUGACGCCCAAGUGGUGGUGUUCGACCGGCCGGCGGGGCAGAUCAAAGCCACGCUGGCGGGCCACACCAAGAAGGUGAACGCCGUCAAGUUCGUGCCCCAGACGGACCUUCUCCUGUCCGCAUCCUCAGACAAGACGGUGCGCGUGUGGAAGGGUUCGGACGAGGGAAAGUACCAAUGCGUCCACGUGCUGACCGAUCACGCGUCAGACGUCCGAGCCCUCACUCUGCACGCGACCAACCAUUACUUCGUCACCGCCUCCUCCGACAAGACCUGGGGCUUCUACGAUCUCGCCUCGGGGCUGUGCCUCACUCAGGUCGCUGACCCGUCAGUGACCGACGGAUACACGUGCGCCUCCUUCCACCCCGACGGCCUCAUCCUCGGCACGGGGACCGCCGAGUCUCUGGUCAGGAUCUGGGACGUCAAAUCGCAGGCGAACGUGGCCAAGUUCGAGGGCCACUCGGGCCCCGUGAACGCGAUCUCGUUCAGCGAGAACGGUUACUUCUUGGCGACCGCCGCGCGGGACGGCGUCAAGCUUUGGGAUCUGCGCAAGCUCAAGAACUUCCGCACGUUCGCGCCCUGGGACGCGGACACAGACUGCAACACGGUCGAGUUCGACCACAGCGGGAGCUACCUGGCCGCCGGCGGAGCGGACGUCAGGAUCUACGCUGUUGGGACGGUGAAGCAGGAGUGGAACACCGUCAAAACCUUCCCGGAUUUAUCAGGAACAAGCAAGAUCCUGAACGCCAAGUUUGGAAAGGAUGCCAGCUAUUUAGCCGUCACGUCCAUGGAUCGUAACCUGAGGGUCUUUGGCUUGGCGCCCGAGCUCGCGACUGUUGGGGAAUAAGCAGGGUAAUUGUAGCUAGAACAGGAGCAAACAUUCGACGUUGAUGCGUUCAGUUGUCUUCUACCCUAUUUGGUACCGGUCAGUUCUGGAGAGGGGCUUGUGGGGAAGCAUUUUUCGUGAUUUUGACACGAAGGUAAAGCCGACAUGGCAGCGACCAUUCUAUGGGCGCAUGGCUGGAGUGAGUGAGGUUAGAGAAGGACUUCCUUCAGAAACGGAGCCCAUGUGCUUGACUUUUCGCACGCGUUGGUUGUCAUAUGGCGAUUGCUGUUCUGCAUUUGCCACUAUGGUAGCUAGGUCGUAACAACUGGUUUUUGAGAUGUCGACUGAGCGCGGUGCGCGUGGAGCAGCUGUUACAUGCCAGAACCGC